AUGCCGUCCCUUGAAGAGCCCAAGAAUGAAGCCCGACUGCUGCUAGUCUCGAACCGCUUGCCGAUUACUAUCAAACGAUCAGAAGAUGGAAAGUAUGAUUUCUCCAUGUCAUCCGGAGGCCUGGUCAGUGGGUUGAGUGGUCUGUCCAAAUCUACAACUUUCCAGUGGUACGGAUGGCCCGGCCUAGAGGUGCCCGAGGAUGAGAUUCCGGAGGUCAAGGCGCGUUUGAAGGAGGAAUAUGGCGCGGUACCAGUGUUUAUCGAUGAUGAACUGGCCGACCGUCACUACAAUGGAUUCUCCAACUCCAUUCUCUGGCCACUAUUCCACUACCACCCCGGUGAGAUCACCUUCGACGAAUCCGCCUGGGAGGCUUACAAGGAAGCGAAUCGCUUGUUUGCCAAAGCCAUUUCCAAAGAAGUCCAGGAUGGUGACCUGAUCUGGGUGCAUGACUACCACCUCAUGCUUCUACCAGAGAUGCUGCGCGAGGAGAUCGGUGAUAGCAAGAAGAACGUCAAGAUUGGCUUCUUCUUACAUACCCCGUUCCCCAGUAGUGAGAUCUACCGAAUUUUGCCCGUUCGAAACGAACUGCUCUUGGGUGUUUUGCAUUGCGAUCUGAUUGGUUUCCACACCUACGAUUACACCCGGCAUUUCCUAAGCAGUUGCUCGCGCUUGCUGGGCCUUGCGACGACACCGAAUGGUAUCGAGUUUCAAGGCAAGAUUAUCACCUGCGGAGCCUUCCCCAUUGGAAUCGACCCCGAGAAGUUUAAGGAAGGUUUGAAGAAGGAGAAGGUGCAAAAGCGCAUUGCCAUGCUGGAGCAGAAGUUCCAGGGAGUCAAGCUGAUGGUCGGUGUCGAUCGUCUCGACUACAUCAAGGGCGUACCGCAAAAAUUGCAUGCACUGGAGGUCUUCCUAAGUGACCACCCGGAGUGGGUUGGAAAGGUAGUCUUGGUGCAAGUCGCCGUUCCGAGUCGUCAAGAUGUCGAGGAAUACCAGAAUCUACGAGCUGUGGUGAACGAGUUGGUGGGCCGAAUCAACGGCAAAUUUGGCACGGUUGAGUUCCAGCCAAUCCACUUCCUCCACAAGUCCGUCAACUUUGAUGAGCUUAUCGCCCUUUACGCUGUGUCAGAUGCUUGUAUUGUAUCAUCUACCCGUGAUGGCAUGAACCUCGUGGCCUACGAGUACAUUGCUACGCAGCAGAAGCGCCACGGCGUUUUGGUUCUUUCCGAGUUUGCCGGUGCUGCCCAGAGUCUGAACGGCAGCAUCAUCGUCAACCCAUGGAACACCGAGGAGUUGGCCGGUGCAUACCAGGAAGCUGUCACUAUGAGCGACGAACAGCGCGCCCUCAACUUCACCAAGUUGGACAAAUACGUCUCCAAAUACACCAGUGCAUUCUGGGGUCAAUCCUUCGUCACCGAGCUCACUCGGAUAUCAGCCCAUUCCGCUGAUAAAUUCCAAGCGAAGAAAAUCGCCGUUGCCGCUAGCACCAACAGUGAUAGCGAUGUCCCCGAGCCCACGGAAGUUGAAUAG
Molecule: messenger RNA, 1527 nt
Organism: Penicillium verhagenii
Lineage: Eukaryota; Fungi; Ascomycota; Eurotiomycetes; Eurotiales; Aspergillaceae
Product: glycosyltransferase family 20 protein
Exons: 5
Coding region: 1-1527 (508 amino acids)
Biological process (GO): trehalose biosynthetic process; cellular response to heat
Cellular component (GO): cytosol; alpha,alpha-trehalose-phosphate synthase complex (UDP-forming)
Molecular function (GO): alpha,alpha-trehalose-phosphate synthase (UDP-forming) activity
Source: RefSeq, a predicted model, not a curated record